GUUGCUGAAGCGAACUAUUGAGGAAAGGGAAAAUGGCGGACCUCGAAGACGUUACGCUGGACGGGAGGCCGCUACAAUCUCUACGGGUGGCGGAUUUGAAAGCUGCUUUAGAGGAGCGGGGGCUUCCUAAAAGCGGACAGAAAAAUGCUCUCAUUAAGAGGCUCAAAGGGGCUCUCAUGCUGGAGAACCUCCAGAGAACCUCACACCAUCACAUAGGACUGCAGCCAAACUCCCAGAUUGGUGAAGAGAUGAGCCAGAACAGCUUCAUUAAGCAGUAUCUGGCAAAACAGCAGGAGCUCUUGAGGCAGCGUCUGGAAAGAGAGGCCCGGGAAGCAGUCGAAGAUGAUGAUACAGACCAAGAGGACCACACACAGGGCAAUAACAGCUCUGCCUGUGCUGCCCCAGACCAGGAUGACGCACCCGUGUUGGUUGACCAACACAAGCCGCUUGGCCCCUCCGAGGGAGAGGGACUAGCAGGCCCGGCAAGCGAGGGAGAGGGACACAGGGCCAAAGACGGCCAUGUGUCUGGUCCACCUGCCUCUACCUCGCCUACCUCUGCCCCUGCUGCCGUGGCCUCUCUGUCUGUGCGUGUAGCUGGUGGUGGGCAGCGACAGGAGAGAGUCCCAACCUCUAGCCAAGUCCCAGCAGAUAGCGAUGAUGACAGCGACGGAGGUGACGAGGAUGGUGAGGAUGAGGACUGGAAUAGCGGUGCCAGGAGGAGGAAUCUAGGAGAGCCACCAAGAGGCCAGCUGGCAAGAGAGAGGUCUGAAGGAUCCCGCCAACCCCCACAGCACAUCCCUCCCCUGUUGUCUCCGCAGCUUCGACAGCCUACCCCUCCUCCCUCCCCUCCCCCAGAGUUAUCAUUCCCACUGCCUGAUACCCCUAAACAAAGCCCCCCUAGUCCAGGUGAGCUCCCGGCUAGGCAGCGUACUUCCAGUACAUCCAGCUCUGGCUCCUCUAGCAGUGGCAGUCGUAGUAGCAGUCCAGAACCACAAAGCAACGCAGAGCGCAAGCCUGGCCCACUGACCCUGCUGGCACGCAAGAUGGCAUCAGAAGGGGCUUUCUCUGGAGUUGGGUGGCAUGGACGUGGGGAGGCAGAGAGGCAGGACAACAAUGCUGCAACUGCAACAAUAUUUCCUGGUAGAGGUCCUCAAGAGGGCACAGUGUCUGCCAUCACCCACACAGCCAAUGCUGCAGCCAGUUUGCCCUUCCCCAGUCUGGUUCCAGUCACCAACCAGGGUGUACUUGGAGGCCAUCUCCCCCACAGUCAAGUUCCUGUGAGUGUGCUUAGGCCCACUAUAAUGGAAGAGAGAGAUGCUGCAUGGCAACAAGAAAACAAGGAAAGGGAGCUGCAGGCAGAGAGGGAAAGAGAAAAAGCCCUUGAGCAAGAGAGACUUAGAGCCAUGGAGCUGGAAAGACAGAGAAUAUUUGAGCAACAGCGUGCCAUGGAGCAAGAGAGGGAAAGAGCUUUGAAAUUAGAGAGGGAGGAGAGGGAGAAAGCAUUGGAGGCAGAAAGGAAGGAGAGGGAAAGAGCUUUGGAGCAAGAGAGGGAGGAGAGGGAGAAAGCCUUGGAGGCAGAAAGGAAGGAGAGGGAAAGGGCUUUGGAGCGAGAGAGGGCGCAAGCUCUUGAACGAGAGAGGGAGGAAAGAGAGAAAGCUUUGGUGGAAGAGAGAGAGAAGUCUAUGGCAAGAGAGAGGGCCCUUGAGCUUGAGAAAGAGAAGGCUAUGGAGUUAGAAAGGCAGAGAGCCAUGGAACGAGAGCGAGCUUUGCAGCAAGAGAGAGAGGAGAGGGAAAGAGCAAUAGAAAAAGAAAGAGUUAAAUCUUUUGAGCGGGAGGAGAGGGAAAGGGCUCUGGAGCGGGAGCGGGAGCAAGCUCUUGAACGAGAAAGGGUGGAGACAGCGAGAGCUUUGCAGCGAGAACGGCUGGAGAGGGAGAAAGCCUUGGAUCAAGAACGGUUGGAGAGGGAGAAAGCUUUGGAGCUAGAGAGGCAGAAAGCUUUGAAACGGGAACAGGAGGAGAGGGAGAAAGCUUUAGAGCUAGAGCGUAUAGAGAAGGAAAAGGCUUUGGAGCAAGAGCGAGUUGAGAAGGAGAAAGCUUUGGAGCUAGAGAGGCAGAAAGCUUUGAAACGGGAACAGGAGGAGAGGGAGAAAGCUUUAGAGCUAGAGCGUAUAGAGAAGGAAAAGGCUUUGGAGCAAGAGCGAGUUGAGAAGGAGAAAGCUUUGGAGCUAGAGAGGCAGAAAGCUUUGAAACGGGAACAGGAGGAGAGGGAGAAAGCUUUAGAGCUAGAGCGUAUAGAGAAGGAAAAGGCUUUGGAGCAAGAGCGAGUUGAGAAGGAGAAAGCUUUGGAGCUAGAGAGGCAGAAAGCUUUAAAACGGGAACAGGAGGAGAGGGAGAAAGCUUUAGAGCUAGAGCGUAUAGAGAAGGAAAAGGCUUUGGAGCAAGAGCGAGUUGACAAGGAGAAAGCUUUGGAGCUAGAGAGGCAGAAAGCUUUGAAGCGGGAACAGGAGGAGAGGGAGAAAGCUUUAGAGCUAGAGCGUAUAGAGAAGGAAUUGGCUUUGGAGCAAGAGCGAGUUGAGCAGGAGAAAGCUUUAGAGCUAGAGAGGCAGAAAGCUUUAGAGCGGGAACGGGAGGAGAGGGCAAGGGCUUUGGAGCAAGAAAGAAUUGAAAGGGAGAAAGCCCUUGAUAAAGAAAGAGCCAUGGAGAAAGAAAGAGUGGAGAGGGAAAAAGCUUUGGAACGUGAGAGAGAGGAGAAGGAGAGGGUUUUAGAACAGAAGGCCCUGCAGAGAGAAAAAGUGGAGAGGGAGAGCACUUUGGAACAAGAUAAGGAAAGGGCUAAGGUGGCUGAGAGGGAGAGUCAUCUUCCUCCAUGGAAACGUGGUCGUGAGAUUGGUCUUACCCCCCUGCCCACUCCUCCCCUCUCCACAGGAGCAGGUAGAAUGGCGGCAACAGAGGAGGGUGGGAAGUCCCACGUGCCAUCCCUACCCCAAACAGCAUCGAGAGACAACCAGCCAGCUGAAUCUGGUACGCCCCUGUCACCAACUAUAGCAACGCCUCUGUCACCCCAGUCCUCCUUCAAGAAGUUCCGUUUCUUGAGAGACCCCCCAGUUCUAUCCCAAUCUUGCUCUGCAUCCCUGGUCAUCAAGAGGCCCCGUACGUUCUCUGACAGCCCCCAUCCUCAGGCCUCAGCUCUCCAGUCCCCAAGAAAACCUGGGGAACAAGAGCAGGAAGGUACUCUGCAGGGGCCCAAUCCUUCUGCUGGACAGGCAGUACCACAGAUGCCUGCAAGACAGGGGGUCCUUGUUUCUGGACCACCUGCAGCAGACACGACAGGGCCAGAGACCCCAGUGAUUGCCACGCUAGGCAAGAGUCCUGAAGAAGAAAAGGCUAAGGAGCUUGCGUCAGAGGAGCAGGUCCUAGCAGAUAAGGAGGAGACAGACAAGCAGGAAGUGGGAGAGAUGGCCAGAGGUGAAAAAGGGGUGGGUGCAGGAAACGUCCCCUCGGGUCGAGCAGAAGCUGUGGUACCUCCCUCACCCCCACCGGAAGAGGGCAAUGUAGACCGGGGAAGGGAGAGAAGUCAAAAGAAAGAAGAGAAGCGGGGAAGACAGGCUUCCUCAUCUAGUGACUCCUCAGAUUCUGACUCUGGGUCAUCCUCCUCACAUUCGUCUGGUUCAUCUUCGUCCUCCCAGGGCAAAACCCGCACCACUCCCAGUGGUAGAAAGCCUGAGAAACCUCAGACAAACACCAUAUCCCAGGAUAAGGAGACAGUUAGUCAACCUGAGGAUUCAACUGAGGCCCCAAAAGCCCCCCAGCGCAAAAAUCGAGGAUCUGGGGAGGAGGAAGAGAAGGACAUGACCAUCGAUGGAGCCAGACACAGCAAGAAACCGUUCCUUGGAAAACCUGCUGGAGAGGGCAAUGAGCAGAAGAAGGACAGCGAGGGAGAGAAGGAAAAGACGAACACUACAAGGGAGGUGAAGGAGGCUGCCAUGACUGAGCCUGAGCGGGCUCCUGAAGGCAGUGAGGAGAGUCUGACACCAAAGACAUUCGCAGCCCGUAGGAUCUCCCUUAGCAGUAGCAAGGCCUCUCCAGGUGUUGUCAGUGCCGAGGGCGAGGCAGAGUCUGGGGCCGGGCCCGGGAGGAAGAGGAGGUGGGGUUCCAGCACUGCAGUCACAGCCAAGAAACCAUCCAUCAGCCUCACCACAGACUCUCUGAAGUCUCUGAUCCCAGACAUCAGGCUGAGUCCAGGCCAGGAGGCUGUAGUGGAUCUGCACCCAGAGGAAACUCACCUCUCUGGGGGAGAGGAGGACAGGGAGCGGGGCGAGCAAGACUUCAAGAUCAGACGCACAGUCACACAGGUGGUCCUGUCCGAGACCCAGGAGAAUGGACCGAAGGAGUCAAAGAGGAGUGAACACAAGGAUGAGGACAGAGAGGAUGGAGGGGAGGUUAAAGGCGACAGAGAGAAGAUGGACAACUUAUUCCAGAGAGACUCCAUGGAGACACAAUCCCCCUCUCCUCCCAUCCAUGACAUGGAGAUGAACACAGUGAGCCCCAGUGACACCCUGAUCCGUCGCUCCAUCAGUCAGCAGAAGUCUGGCGUGUCCAUCACCAUAGACGAUCCUGUCCGCACAGCCAAGCAGCCUUCUCCUCCACGAGGCAAAGUGUCCAACAUCGUCCACUUGUCCAACCUGGUUCGGCCGUUCACCCUGGGUCAGCUAAAGGAGCUGCUCAGCAGGACUGGCACCAUGCUGGAGGACGGCUUCUGGAUUGACAAGAUCAAAUCUCACUGCUACGUCACAUACUCCAUUGCAGAGGAGGCAGUGGCCACUCGUGCAGCACUACAUGGGGUGAAAUGGCCUCAGAGCAACCCAAAGUUCCUCAGUGUGGACUUCAGUCAGCAAGAGGAGCUUGACUUCCACAGAGGCUUGCCUCCCCCUGAGAGGGCUGGAGAGGAGGAGCGGGGGGCUGCGUCGAUGCCUGGCCGAGGUCGGGGGGUGGCCCUGCCCCCUCUCCUGCCAGAGAGUGACCAGUGGGCGGAGCGAGAGCGUGAGAUGGAGCGCAGGGAGAGGACCCGGGCGGAGAGGGAGUGGGACAGGGACAAGGUUCGGGACUUUGGCCCAGGAAAACCUGGAGAGGAGGCGGGCCCCAGACGAUCGCGCUCCAGAGAGAGGAAGCGCAAGGAGAUGGGCAAGAGCAAGGAGAGGAAGAUGGACAAGAAAGAGAAAGCUCCAGAGGAACCCCCUGCCAAACUGCUGGAUGACCUGUUCAAUAAAACCAAAGCAGCCCCUUGUAUAUACUGGCUCCCUCUCACAGAAGAGCAGUUUACACAGAGGGAAGCAGCCCGACAAGAGAGGAUGAAGGAGCGAGAGAAGAGGAGGAAGGCGCAGCAAGAGGAGGAAGAGAAGAAAAGGGAGGAAGAGCGCAAAGAAAGGAUAAAAGCAGGGAGUAGCGCAUCUGGCGAAAGAGGCGAGGGGGACAGGGACAGAGAGCGAGACAGGGAGAGGGGCAGAGACAGGGACCGAGACAGAGAGGGUGACAAACGCAGAGAAGGCAGCCACCGCAGACCAGGGGGCAGCAGUGCAGGGGUGGGCAGACGCUCCCGCAGCCGCAGUGAUCCUCCACCUCGUGACAGACGACGCUAGAGGGAAUUGGUGUGGCUGGAACUGUCUAAAAAUAACCCCCCAUUCCCCAUCACUAUAUGUACUUUGUUAGAACUAAGACCCUACAGAGGACCACACACACACACACACACACACACACACAUAGGGACCAUGGUUUGAGGAGUGUUUCCCCAGACUGCAGUCUGUCUUGCUCCUGUCUGAAAGUUUAGAUUUUAUUUGUGUUAAUUUUGCCUAAGUGUAUUCUUAUUAGUUUUUUUUAAUAUUCUUGGCAGAUUGGCAGUAAGGCAAACAACCCUUUUCCCCCAAUUUCUCCCCCAUGCAUAUCUGAAGCAUAAGUGCUCUAUGUGGAGGUCUAUGCAUACACACACAUCAGUUUUUGUCCUUCCCCUGUGUUGUGUAUUCCACAACUGGUUUCUGUGGGGUGCUUCGUCAUGGCUGCAUGCUGUCCAAGUCUGCCGUCCUCCGCCUUGAUUCCUGGGGAGGACUGACGGUGUUGCGCAGAGUUCUGUCUUUGUUUAGUUUGAUGGAUGAGAGACUAUAUUCUCUGCAAGAGAUUAGAAAUGACACAGGCCUCACUGAUCUGUCUCUUAAUCUUCAAUACGCUUCUUUCUGUCCAUCCUUUGCCUUCUCCCCUCCCCCCCACCCCCCCUCUGGUCAACGCAGGCAGGAAAAGGGGUGCGUAUUAAAACGCCACACAAACGGUUUUAAUAUUGUUUUUUAAUCAUUAUUAAAGUUUACUUUGUUAUUGUUUUCUUUUCUUUUUUUUGAUUACUCCUGUAAGUGGUGAAUGUACAAAUAAAUAAAAAAUACGUUUGAAAAAG
This is a messenger RNA of Coregonus clupeaformis (lake whitefish), 6436 nucleotides long. RefSeq names its product apoptotic chromatin condensation inducer 1a (gene acin1a). Gene Ontology annotation, molecular function: nucleic acid binding. The record is from RefSeq and is a predicted model, not a curated record. The transcript is spliced from 17 exons. The coding region runs from base 33 to 5636 and encodes 1867 amino acids. NCBI's taxonomy places the organism in Eukaryota, Metazoa, Chordata, Actinopteri, Salmoniformes, Salmonidae.